Molecule: messenger RNA, 1986 nt
Organism: Penicillium paradoxum
Lineage: Eukaryota; Fungi; Ascomycota; Eurotiomycetes; Eurotiales; Aspergillaceae
Product: T6SS phospholipase effector Tle1-like catalytic domain-containing protein
Exons: 2
Coding region: 1-1986 (661 amino acids)
Source: RefSeq, a predicted model, not a curated record
AUGGCUCACGCGUAUGGACACCAAGGCCCACCGGGCAUGCCGAAGCAAUUUGUACUUUGCUUCGAUGGUACGGGAAAUAAGUUUGCAGGUGACGAGUCGGAUAGCAAUGUGCUCAAGAUAUUUCGCAUGCUCGACCGCAGCAAGAGCCACCAGUACCAUUACUAUCAGCCGGGUAUUGGCACAUAUGUGACUUCCAAGUCACUAACCAGCCAUGGCCGAAUUGCACGCAUCAGGUCUGCCUAUCAAAAGGCCAAGGACUCGGCGGUCGGCUCCUCCUUUGACGAGCAUGUCAUGGGUGGGUACAAGUUCUUGAUGCGAUACUAUUCGCCUGGUGAUGAUAUCUUCUUUAUCGGGUUCAGUCGCGGAUCAUACAUCGCGCGAUUCCUGGCGGAGAUGCUGGACUAUAUUGGUCUGCUUGAAGCUGGAAACGAAGAGUUGGUUCGUUUCGCAUGGAAGACAUUCGCAAAGUGGCAGCAGCGGUGCGACGACACGGACGAGAACCGCGAAGAAAAGAAGAGACUAUUCGCAUAUAUGAAGGCCUUCCGCGAGACCUUCAGUCGUCCCAUCUCGCGUAUCCGCUUCAUGGGUCUCUUCGACACUGUUAAUAGUGUGCCACGUUUCGAGUCCGCAUGGAUGCAGCGCACCAAGUUCCCUUACACAGCACGCAGUUCGGCCAAGAUAAUCCGCCACGCCGUGGGUAUUGACGAACGCCGCGCCAAGUUCCGUCAGGAUCUGAUCUCGGGACAGCGUCCAAAGGAGAAAAAGCAGCAUCGUCGUAGCCGCCGCCAUUUGCCUAAGCAUCUCUUCCAUCAGGACCACAAAGAACCGAAACCUCAACAGGAACACCCGGAUAACGUCCCCGCUAUUCGCGUCAAUGACCACUCCGAGGAGGAACAAGAGGAAGCAGAAAAUCAGGAGCCUUCAUUCCAAGUUCCAGGAUGGGGACCCAGUGCUGGGGAAACAUACUACCACACUGGGCGUCAUGGUGUACACCCCACCUCGCGCCCAGGCUCACAGCAAACUUCUCGCGCCCCAAGCCCAAACGGAACAACGCAGCCCCAACCAUACCGUGCGCCCUCUCCCCGACGCAGACUCGCAGUACCGAAACCGUCGAUAGAUGAUCUCCAUCUCCACACGGUGCCGAGCAAAGAUUCAUUCCACAGCAUCCACUCCAACACGCUCUCGGUUCAGGCUCCGGCCACUAUAGACGCCGACGUCAGCGAAGACGAAGAUGAUCAAGACAUCCACGAGGUCUGGUUCCCGGGCUGUCAUGCAGACAUCGGCGGAGGAUGGAAACUAUCUGACACUGAGUCGUGGGCGCUCAGCCACGCGCCACUCGUGUGGAUGACACAGGAAGCCCACAAGGCCGGACUCGAGCUGGAUGAGCGCAAGAUGAAAGAGUUCCAGUGCCUGGAGGAGUUUGAUGGCGACUACGCUCCCAUCCAGGAAGAGAUCAACGCCCGUCGGCCGAGCCGGUGCGUUGAACUUCAUGCUACUGACGGUGACGCUUUCCGCUCUGCGCCUAACGAAAAGGAGCGUUCUGCGGCGAGUCGUGAUUUCUGGCAUGCGCUACAUACCUCCAGUACCAAAGGUCUGGUGCAUGACUGCCUGAUGUUUAACCAGGGUAUUCCGGGCAUGUCUGUUAUUACAUGGCGCAUCAUGGAGUGGCUGCCCUUCCGUCGUAUGGAUUUGCAACCUGAUGGGUCGUGGAAGCCGAUUAGCUGGCCGUUGCCUCGUGGUGAGGUGCGAGAUGUUCCGCAUGAUGCUGAGAUCCACGUUUCUGCUAUCCGGCGUAUGCAAGCGGAUCCCACGUAUCGUCCUGGUAAUGUGAUUGUCGGCGGAGGCGGCCGGGGUAUCCGUGUGGCACCAGAAAAGUAUGGUAUGGGUGAGUGGGUGGUGUUCAGGAAUGAAGGUGAUGGGGUGCGGGAGACUUAUAUCCGGAAAGAUGUCUCUAAGUGCAAGGAGGGCAAAGAAAUCAACUAUUAA